AUGCAAAAAGAUUGUAAUUGGAAAAAUGUAAAAAGUUUCAAUAAAUUUAUUUGUCUUGCUCGUACUUAUCCAAAUAAAAUCGUUAGUAUUGAUUUUUACGACGGCGAAGAUGAUUGCCGACAAUAUCGGCAUGAUUUUUGUAAAUAUACAAAAAUCUUUCGUUAUUAUCAUAUUCAAUAUCAAGCAAGUAUGAAUAAUUAUAUAGAUCUACAAUUAAUAGAUGAUGUUGUUAACGUAAAACAUGAUGUUCAUCUUAUUUUAUGUCUAACAUCGGAUUAUUAUGCUAUUGCUCAUUCUCAACUUGAUAUUAUUUUGUCAACAAACAAAAAAAAACGAAAACAUCAAUCAACAAGUUCAUUGGCAAAUUCUAAUAAUGAAAAAGAUUCUAAUGAUACACUAUCAUUUUCUUUAAUAAGUUAUUUACAGUCUAACGUGAUUAAUUAUUCAAUUGCAUCCUCUGCUCCAAUAAGAUACAAACAGAAUUUAUCAUUUAUUUAUCAACAUCUUGAUAAGAAUAAAAAUAAUUUUACUUGUGAACAUAUACAAUGGUUAAAUGAAAAUGCUUUAAAAUCAAGUUUUGCGUCACAACAAUUAAAAACUGAAUUAAUUAAUUACGUACGUAAAAAUUAUACAAAUUGUUAUGAGCAGACAAUUCUUCUUCAACAAUUUCGACAAACAACAGAUAAAUGGCAGCAAGAAAUGAAUGAUACGAUUGAUAGAAAUGCUCGAAUAGCUAUAGAUUUAGCUAUAAAAAUUCAUAAACAAAAGCUAAUUAAACGUCAAAUGUGUCAGCAAGAAAUUCAAACUAAAUUAUUCGAAGAAGAUAAUGACAAUAGUCAACAAGAAUAG
This is a messenger RNA of Rotaria socialis, 849 nucleotides long. NCBI's taxonomy places the organism in Eukaryota, Metazoa, Rotifera, Eurotatoria, Philodinida, Philodinidae. The record is from the annotation of a GenBank genome assembly.